Messenger RNA from Capsicum annuum, 1840 nucleotides. RefSeq names its product microtubule-associated protein 70-5. The transcript is spliced from 11 exons. The record is from RefSeq and is a predicted model, not a curated record. Gene Ontology annotation, molecular function: microtubule binding. Gene Ontology annotation, biological process: cytoskeleton organization. The coding region runs from base 151 to 1623 and encodes 490 amino acids. Lineage: Eukaryota; Viridiplantae; Streptophyta; Magnoliopsida; Solanales; Solanaceae.
UUCAUUUUCUUAAUUCAACUCAAUUUCUUUUCUUUAUAUAAGUAAUGGACACUUCAAAUAGCUAUAAUUACAAAGUCAUAUAAGCAUCUUAUUUCUUUCUUAGUACCUUUUAUGUUUCAAAUAUUUGCACAAUAGUUUGAAGUCAAAGAAAUGUCAAGUUUUUAUGAAGUUUGUACUGAGGAACUUUUUCAUGUUCAUUCUGAUCCUGUUAUAUUGGAACUCAAUCAUUUGCAGAACCAACUCAAAGAGAAAGAUCGAGAACUUGGAGCAGCGCUAAGUGAAAUUAAAGCGCUGAAAGCAACUGAAGUCCUCAAAGACAAGGCUCUUGAAGAGCUCGGAAAUGAAUUUCAACGAUUGGAGGGAAAGCUGAAAAUAGUCGAAAAUCUUCUUGAACAAAAGAAUCUUGAUAUGAAACGACUGGUCAACGAGAAGAAAGAAGCAUUGGCUGCACAAUAUGCUGCUGAAGCAACUCUAAGAAGAGUAUACGCAGAUCAGAAAGACGAUGAUGCUCCUCCUCUCGAGUCCAUUAUUGCUCCACUCGAGGCGGAGAUUAAGAUGCACAAGAAUGAGAUCGCUGCAUUACAGGAGGAUACAAGGUCAUUGGAAAGACACACGAGGUCUAAAGAAGCCGCGUUGGUUGAAGCAGAAAGGAUUUUAAAAAGUGCUCUUGAAAGGGCACUAAUCGUCGAAGAGAUUCAGAAUCAGAACUUUGAGCUUAGAAGACAGAUCGAAAUCUUCCAGGAGGAAAACAAAAUACUUGAUAAGGCGAACCGUCAAAAGAUUCUUGAGGUGGAAAAGCUUAGCCAAACUAUUAGAGAACUUGAGGAGGCAAUUCUUGCUGGAGGAGCUGCAGCUAAUACACUUCGAGAUUACAAACGACAAGUUUCUGAAUUGCAAGAGGAAAAGAGGACAUUGGAAAGGGAACUAGCAAGAGUUAAGGUUUCAGCAAACCGAGUAGCAACUGUCGUGGCAAACGAGUGGAAAGAUGAGAAAGACAAAGUUAUGCCCGUAAAACAAUGGCUAGAAGAAAGAAAGUUGUUGCAGGCGGAGAUGCAACGACUGCGAAACAAGUUAAGCAUAUCAGAGAGAACGGCCAAGGCAGAAGCACAACUCAAGGAUAAGCUAAAACUGAGACUCAAAACACUCGAAGAAGGCCUGAAGCAAGCGUUCAACGUCUCUGCCAAUCCAAACAAAUCGACAAAACCUCAAAAGACUAAACACUAUCUUGGAAAUAACUUAGUGAAAAAGAGUUUAUGGACUUCUCGAAAUAAGAGCAUCGGCAGUGUUGGAAAGGAAAAUGAAGAAAUGAAGGAGAACUCUAUCGUGGAUAUAAACAGCAAAGAAAUCAUUGACGCGGAUAAGAUCAAGAACCGAGGAGGUGAUCAGGACGAAAAUAAGACUAAUGAAUGCAUCCAGAGCGAUAACGAUGAUAUAGUAUCUGGUUUUUUAUAUGACAGGCUACAGAAAGAAGUUAUCUGUUUAAGGAAACUUUGUGAGACAAAAGAGUUUGCUUUGAAUACUAAAGAUGAAGAAAUUAAGAUGCUAAUGAAGAAGAUUGAGAUGCUGUCGAAAGCUAUAGAAGUUGAAGCAAGAAAACGAAAAGUGAAGAAACAAGGGCAAUGAGAACAUGUUGAAGAUUCAUGUAAUGAAAAAUCCAGCACGCCUGGUGCACUAAGCUCCCACUAUGCGCGAGGUCUGGUGAAUCAUGAUGUUUGGCAGAAAAAGUGGAGCUACUAUCUUGGUUUGCAUCAGUCUGUUUCUUGAAUUUCUUGUAUAUAUACAAAGAGUGAAUAGUGAUUGAUCAAAUGAAUAAAGAUUCAAUUUUAUUUGUAUUGUGUAA